Xenopus laevis (African clawed frog) is the source of this 4988-nucleotide messenger RNA. RefSeq names its product phospholipid phosphatase 5 L homeolog (gene plpp5.L). Gene Ontology annotation, molecular function: phosphatidate phosphatase activity; diacylglycerol diphosphate phosphatase activity; lysophosphatidic acid phosphatase activity. Gene Ontology annotation, cellular component: membrane; plasma membrane. Bases 156 to 956 code for a protein of 266 amino acids. The transcript is spliced from 8 exons. NCBI's taxonomy places the organism in Eukaryota, Metazoa, Chordata, Amphibia, Anura, Pipidae. The record is from RefSeq and is a predicted model, not a curated record. Gene Ontology annotation, biological process: phospholipid dephosphorylation; phospholipid metabolic process.
AUAUAAGAGGAGGAUAAAGCCAAUAGCUGAGAGAGCGCCGUGGAAGCGCCACGUAAGCAGAGAAAAGGAUUUUCCAUGAAUAACCUCCCAGUUCAUGUGAUUACCCUGAGCCUCUGUGUCACAUCAAUUCCCAGGUGCCUGAGCUUCGGAGCAACAUGGACAAGCGGAUCCUGGAAGGAUUUGCAGCAGAAUUCAUUAUCCGUCUCUUGCUCUUCGGAAUAUUCCUGAUCUCAGAAACAAUGCAUCCGUUUGAGCGAGUGAUUCAGCCGGAAGAGAUGUGGCUCUAUAGGAACCCGUAUGUUGUAUCCGACCGGAUCCCCACCAACAGCAUGUUUCUCAUCUCCUUCCUAACCCCUCUCUCAGUGGUGGCUCUGGCGAGGUUAUUCUGGAAAGCAGACGGCACUGAUUCAAGGGAGGCCGGCCUCGCUGCCAGUCUCUCUCUUGCCCUGAAUGGCAUCUUCACCAACACAGUGAAACUCAUUGUUGGCAGACCUCGUCCAGACUUCCUGUUCCGCUGCUUCCCAGACGGCCAGGAAUCUCCAGGGCUUCAUUGCACCGGAGACCCAGAGCUGGUGAUUGAAGGAAGGAAGAGUUUCCCCAGUGGUCAUUCUUCUUUUGCAUUUGCGGGCUUGGGCUUUACUGCCCUGUACCUGGCUGGCAAGCUCCGAUGUUUCUCUCCGUGUGGCCGUGGCCAUUCCUGGAGACUCUGCGCCUCCUUGAUCCCUCUGCUCUGUGCAAUCGCCAUUGCUCUAUCCAGGACCUGCGACUACAAGCACCACUGGCAGGAUGUGGUGGUUGGAGCCUUCAUAGGACUUUUCUUUGCGUUCCUUUGCUACAGACAGUAUUACCCUUCCCUAGUGGAGCGGGACUGUCACCAACCGUACAGGAACAAAGGGCGCAUGUCGGGGGCCCAGGAAAGGAAGCUCAGCACCCCUGGAUACAGUCUGGAUGUUUAAUCACGGGGGGCCCAUACAUUUAGAUUGCUACCUCAGCACUUCAGUCUGCCAGCUCCUCGCCGCUCACCAUGGAUUAUAUUCCCAAACAGCACACGGGCCUUGAGAGCUGCAGAUUGGCUGGUCACCUAUAGCUCUUUGUUUCUGUGAAAAAGGGAAAGUAGUUUUGUGAAGGAGAAACCAUGAUUUUAUACAUCUGCACAAUGUCCACAGGCUGCUGGGGGCGUCUCCCCCGGAACUGAAGCCUCUGCCCAAUGUGGCUGCUUUUUAAUUGUACACUGGGAAUUAUUACUUUCAUUUUUAUUUUUUUUUUCCGUAUUAAUUGUUACAUUCCACAACAUAGAGAAUUUUAUACAAAGGAAAUCUUUAAUUUGUUCCCUCCAGUACUGUAAGGGGAACUGUAGCCUUGUGUGAUAUGUCUGUAGCUAUCGCUUCGGAUUUCCCGAGUCGCCUCACGAGGAAACCACGGAAACCUGAAACGACACGCGUGACAUCCCGCCGGCGAUUUGCAUUUGUGCCGGUGGGAAGGGAUUUCGGGGAGAUUAGUUGGCCGCAGUAGAUUUAUCACAUUGUGACUAGGGAUGAGCAAAUUUUUUUCGCCCAGUUUUAUUGCGGAAAUGACGCCCAUAGGGGCUGAUUCACGAAAGGUCGAUAAAGUGAGUGUUAUUUAUAGCAUGGCGUAAAAAUGAUAUCAAUUCUUAUUAGGGACGCACUGAAUCCACUAUUUGGCUGAAUCCUUUGUGAAAGAUUCGGCCAAAUACUGAUCCGAAUUUGCAUAUGCAAAUCAGGGGUGGGAAGGGGAAAACAUUGUUUACUUCCUUGUUUUGUGACAAAAAGUCACGAAUUCCCUCCUCGCCCCUAAUUGCAUAUGCGGAUUCGGUUUGGCUGGGAAGAAGGAUUCGAUUGAAGCUGAAUCCUGCUGAAAAAGGACGAAUCCUGGCUGAAUCCCGAACCGAAUCCAGGCUUUGGUGCAUCCCUAAUUCUUAUAUUUUGAGAAAGACAAACUUUUAGUGAAUCGUUCUCACUUUUAACGUUCAUUUUAGCUGAAUUGUGUGCGGUAUUUUAUAGCGUGCGUUAUUUUGUGUGAUAUUUUUUAGGGCAUUUGAUACAGUCACACGUUAUUAGUGUAUCUAUAGCACCUAAGACAUUCGGAUGCCACUGGCAGAGUAGAAGUCGCUUUUUACUAUUCUAGUCAUUUAUUUCCCUGGGAAACUCAAUCUAAUUCCAGGACACAGAACGUAGUGGAUUCUCAAAGUAUCAUGAAAAUGUGUUAGAGGCUGUGGGUAAGUCUCCAGUUCCUCAUAAAGGUCUUUAUUUGCUGCCCUACAUUUCCCUCUAUUAAUCCAUCUGAUGUCGUUUACUAACGCCUACUCCUAGGUGUUACAUUUCCGUAAUUAUCGCACUAUUUUAUGCUUUUCACUUAAAAGAUGUCCGUGAAUAAUGCGUUAGGAUUAAUUUUAUUCUCUAAUUAUCGCAAUGCGAUUAGAAUACCACUGCGCAGAAAUGUAGAAUUAUGCUUGCGAUACCUUUAUUAGCGCAUGCGAAAAUACUUUGAAUUGUUCAUUAAAUAAGAACAAAACAGUGCGUUGAUAAAUAACGACCUUUAAUGAAUCAGCCCCAUAGACUCAAUUGGGCGAAUAAAAUGUUGCGCAUCAACAAAAUCUGUCGCCAAUAGACUUUAAUGCAUUCCUGUGAAUUUUCGCCGGAACGGGUCAAAUUCGCCCCUCCCUACAGGUGACUAAUCUCCCCGCCCUUAAUCAAGUGCAGACGGUGAUUAGAGGUUCUGUUUACCCUGAUUGAAGGACAGGUAGUGACAUGUUAAGUACCUCGUAUAUUACCGUUAUUUAUUCUACCAGCUCUCUCUAGUUGUUUAUACAACUCCCAGCAAUCCUCAGUAGAAGCACGGACACUGCCUCUCCAACAACUCAUUCCAAAUCCAAGGAGAUUACUAUGAUUUUACUCCAUCCUUUGCUUCUACACCAGCCUCUGCUCUUCUGGGAGGGUUGCCACGAGCUGGUGGAACGUUAUUUGGGGGGGAUUUGUUUCUAUUCAGCCAGUGCUGAGGUUGGACAUGGAUCAGGACUGGCUCACAGUCAUUGUUCCAAUUCUUCCAACAAGCGCUCAGUUGGGUUGUGCCACGUCCAUCCUAGCAAACCCCUCCUGUAUGGACCUCACUUUGUGCUGCAGUAGGAACGAACCAUUCCCAACAACGUAGGGAACAUGGAAUUGUCAGGAAUGUAAAUGAAUGCUGUAGCCUUAAAGUGUUGCUUUUAGUGGCACCAUGGAGACCAGCCCCAGACCGUUAUUCCUCCUCCUUCAUUGGAAGCCACAAACGUCCGCUGUGGGACGUGCAAAGCAUUUCCUGAGGCAUGCUGGGAGUUGUUAUAGAAAACAAUAAGACUGAGCUCCCAGAUGUAGUUCAUUGGAUAGAUAGGAAUUCCAUUUCUGGGGUUUGGGUUGAGAGGGAUUCAGAGCAGAGUCUGGUGCUUUCCUGUAUAGUGAUGUUUUGGAUCAGCCGUAUUAUCAUUUCAUGACUGGAUAAUGUGAAAAAUAGGUAGAAGUGAUCAUUUUCAAUCUUUGCUUAGCACCGUCACUAGGGCAGCCGAAUACUAAUCUACUUGGAGGUAGAGAAGGCUCCGUCCUCUGCAUGGACUUAAGAGCAGCCAAAGGUAUCGUAUUGUUCAAAUGUACGAUGUGUCCAUCAACUCUAACGACCAUUUCAAGCGAUACUUGAAUGUAGAACUGCAGGCAGCCUAUGUCUGUUCCUUUUGUCUGGGCCUGUUAGGAAGUGCACUCUGGGUACAGACAAUGCUCCGCACCAUCACUAGGGGUCACUUUUUCAUCUGUCUAAACCCAGAGUGAGGAGAAGACAAGCCGUGUGCUGCAAACAGGGUUGGACUGGGGAGCCCGGGGCUUCUGUAAGUGCUAGGGUUGCCACCUUUUCUAAAUGUUACCGGCCGGUGGGGGCAGGAACUAAAGGGGGGCAGAGCCAUGCAUAGUGAUGCAAAAGGGGCGGAGCAACCCGCGCAAUGGCCAGAAGCCUGAAAAAAAGCUAAGUUCUGAGCGAAUUGGGGGCUAGGGGCUUUUUUUAAGUGUAUUACAAAUUACAAGCAACUACAUUGCCAGUAAAUUUGUAAUACCGGCCUUGGCAAAAUACUGGUCGGGUGGCAACCCUAGUAAGGUAAAGCCCCCCCCCAGCCUCCUGACGCUGCUGCAAAAUCCCCCUACGGGCCCCCCACCAAAGCCGCAAUCCUCCUCCAUCCCCCACACCUUUCUCAUUACAUUGAACGGGACAAGAGAAGAGGUUCAGGACUUGGUUUGGGCUGGCGGGGCCCACUGGGUUUUUCCCGGUGUCCUGCCGGACCCUUUAUACACAAAUAUACAUGAAGCUCGAGAGGGUUGGACCCUUUAUAGAGAUCUUUGCGGACAUUUCAUCCAAUGAGCCGGCUCUUUCCUAGACUCACAUUUGUGACUGUUCUGUCUCUAGUCCUGUUCCAGGUCAAUAAACUAGGGAUGCACCGAAUCCAGGAUUUGGCCGAAUCCUUGUGCCUGGCUGAACCAAAUCCUAAUUUGCAUAUGUAAAUUGUGGGGAGGGCAGGAUUUCAUAUGACUUUGUUAUUAAACAAGGAAUUAAACCAAUUUUUUUCCCACUUUUUCAUUUUUACUGCCAUUUGCAUGUGCAAAUUAGGAUUCGGUUCGGUAUUCGGCUGAAUCUUCCAAGAUGGAUUCAGGGAUUCGGCCGAAUCCAAAAUGGGGGAUUCGGUGCAUCCCUACAAUAAACGCUUAGCCAUUCCCAGUAUUACAAUGACAAGAAAAUAUUUGUACAUGAGGAAAGUUCUGACCCAGGAAACGGGGGGGUAAUCACUGCGUUUAUGUUCAAUGUCGGCCCAUAGGGGCUUCAGGAUUUCCUGACUUUGUUCAGACGCUACAUUUUAGGCAGUCGCAGUUCAUAGGAACAGAUAAGUCAUGUGACAGCCGCUCUCAUGUCUAAAGGAUUUAAUAACCAACAUGGUAAUAAACUCAAGCAAUUUCUUA